UUCUUUUUCUUCUCGUCUUGCUCUUUUAAUUACUCUGACCGGGAGAGGUUUUAUCUAAACAAAAAGAAAACCCGACAUAUCCAUAUAUAUACAUAUACAUUAACGAGAAAGCGUCCCUUAUUUAAGCACACACACGCACCCAUACACACACACACACGGACAUAUAUCUAUCUCUUGUACAAAGUUUUAAAGCAUAAUAUUCUAAUAUAAUAUGGUUGACACAAAAAAUUUACCGAGUCAUUUUUUGGGUGGCAACUCUCUCGAUACUGCUCCUCAGGGUCCAGUUAGAGAUUUCGUCGAAGCUCACGAAGGUCACACCGUUAUCUCAAAAGUACUGAUUGCCAAUAACGGUAUGGCUGCCAUGAAAGAAAUCCGCUCUGUCAGAAAAUGGGCGUACGAGACGUUUGGUAACGAACGUGCUAUUGAGUUUACUGUCAUGGCAACACCAGAAGAUUUGAAAGCAAACGCUGAAUACAUCCGUAUGGCCGAUAACUAUGUUGAAGUCCCUGGUGGCACAAACAAUAAUAAUUAUGCUAAUGUUGAACUCAUUGUUGAUGUUGCCGAGCGAACCGGUGUACACGCCGUUUGGGCAGGAUGGGGUCAUGCUUCCGAAAACCCUCGUUUGCCUGAAAUGCUCGCCAAGUCAAAGCACAAGUGUGUCUUUAUCGGUCCUCCUGCAUCUGCUAUGAGAUCACUUGGUGACAAAAUUUCAUCUACAAUCGUAGCACAGAGCGCUCAAGUUCCUACUAUGGGCUGGAGUGGUGAUGGUAUUACCGAAACUGAAGUUGACGAAGCCGGUCACGUUGUUGUUCCUGAACGUGCUUACGAAUCGGCCUGUGUCAAGACAGCAGAGGAGGGUCUCAAGGCAGCUGAAAAGAUCGGUUUCCCCGUAAUGAUCAAGGCCUCUGAAGGUGGUGGUGGUAAAGGUAUUCGUAAGGUCGAAGAUGCUUCCAACUUUGCACACCUCUUCACUCAAGUUCAAAAUGAAAUUCCCGGUUCACCCAUUUUCAUCAUGAAGCUCGCUGGUAACGCACGUCACUUGGAAGUUCAACUCUUGGCUGACCAGUAUGGUAAUGCAAUCAGUUUGUUUGGUCGUGAUUGUUCCGUUCAGCGUCGUCACCAAAAGAUUAUUGAAGAAGCGCCUGUCACUAUUGCAAAGCCUGAUAUAUUUGAACAGAUGGAAAAGGCAGCUGUUAGAUUGGGUAAAUUGGUGGGCUACGUUUCUGCGGGUACCGUGGAAUACCUCUACAGUCAUCACGACGAUCAGUUUUACUUUUUGGAAUUGAACCCUAGACUUCAAGUCGAGCAUCCUACUACCGAAAUGGUCUCUGGUGUCAACUUGCCCGCUGCUCAACUUCAGAUCGCUAUGGGUAUUCCUCUUCACCGUAUUCGUGAUAUCCGUGUCCUUUACGGUCUUCAACCCAACAGCGCUUCAGAAAUCGAUUUCGAUUUUGAAGAUCCUUCCUCUCUCACUAGUCUUCGUCGUCCUGUCCCUAAGGGUCAUGUUAUUGCCGUUCGUAUCACUGCUGAAAACCCUGACGCAGGCUUCAAGCCUUCAUCCGGUAUGAUGCAAGAACUUAACUUCAGAUCCAGUACCAACGUUUGGGGUUACUUCUCUGUUGUCUCUGCUGGUGGUCUUCACGAGUACGCCGACUCUCAAUUCGGUCACAUCUUCUCUUAUGGUGAAAACCGCCAACAGGCACGUAAGAAUAUGGUCAUUGCUCUCAAGGAGCUCUCUAUUCGUGGUGAUUUUAGAACAACUGUUGAGUACAUCAUUCGCUUGCUCGAAACUCCCGACUUUGAGGAAAAUACGAUCAAUACUGGUUGGUUGGAUAUGCUCAUUUCCAAAAAGAUGACCGCCGAGCGUCCCGAUACUAUGCUCGCUGUUUACUGUGGUGCUGUCACCAAGGCCCACAUGGCUGCUCAAGCAUGCUUGCAGCAAUACAAGCAAUCUCUUGAGAAAGGUCAAGUUCCUAGCAAGAGCACUCUCAAGACUGUGUUUAGCGUUGAGUUCAUUUAUGAGGAGGUUCGUUUCAACUUCACUGUCACUCGUUCUGCUCCUGGUGUCUAUACCCUCUACUUGAACGGUACCAAGACCGAAGUUGGUGUACGUGAUCUUUCCGAUGGUGGUCUCUUGAUUUCCAUUGAUGGAAAGUCUCACACAACUUAUUCUCGUGAUGAAGUUCAAGCCACACGUUUGAUGGUCGAUGGUAAGACUUGUCUUUUGGAAAAGGAAAGUGAUCCCACCCAAUUGAGAAGUCCUUCUCCUGGUAAACUCGUCAACUUGCUUCUUGAAAACGGUGAUCAUGUCAAGGCUGGCCAAGCUUAUGCUGAAAUUGAAGUAAUGAAAAUGUACAUGCCUCUCGUCGCUGCCGAAGACGGUCAUGUUCAAUUCAUUAAGCAAGCUGGUGCUACACUUGAAGCUGGUGAUAUCAUUGGUAUCCUUUCUUUAGAUGAUCCUAGCCGCGUUAAGCACGCUUUGCCCUUCAACGGUACUGUCCCUGCCUUCGGUCCUCCUUAUCUCAUUGGUGACAAGCCAAUUCAACGCUUCCGUGCUACUAUGGACAUUCUCCAAAAUAUUCUUCAAGGUUAUGACAACCAAGCUCUUGUUCAAACCGUCGUCAAGGACUUGACUGACAUCUUGAACAAUCCCGAAUUACCUUACUCUGAAAUGAAUUCUGUCUUCUCUGCUCUUUCAGGCCGUAUCCCUCUUCGCUUAGAGACCGCUUUACAUAAGUUGUUUGAUGAGGCGAGGGCUGAAAAGCGUCCAUUCCCUGCUCAAGAAUUUGAAAAGAUGGUUGAAGACUACGCACGUGAAAAUAUCAAGCUUCAAUCCGAAGCUACUGCUUACAAGAACUCACUUGCACCUUUGACGAGCAUCUUUGAACGUUUCAGAAAUGGAUUGAAGGAACACGAGUAUGCUGUCUAUGUGCAAUUGAUGGAACAAUAUUAUGAUGUUGAAAUUCUGUUCAGUGGUCAGCAACGUGAGGAAGAGGUUAUCUUGGCUCUCAGAGAUCAAAACAAGGACGACUUGGAUAAAGUAUUGGCCAUCAUCUUGUCUCAUGCAAAGGUGAACACCAAAAAUAACCUCGUUUUGUUGCUGCUUGAUCUCAUCAGCCCCGUGGCUAAUGGUGCUGCAUUUGACAAGUUCUUUAUGCCCAUUCUGAAGCGUUUGUCUGAAAUUGACAGCCGAGCUACUCAAAAGGUGACACUCAAGGCUCGUGAACUUUUGAUUCUCUGCCAACUGCCUUCUCACGAAGAACGCAAGGCUCAGAUGUAUCAGAUCUUGAAGAGCUCUGUGACUGAGCCUGUUUAUGGUGGAGGCAUCGAAUACCGUACACCCAGUUAUGAUGCCUUCAAGGACCUUGUUGACACCAAGUUCAACGUAUUUGAUGUCUUGCCUCCUUUCUUCUACCACGAAGAUCCUUAUAUCGCUUUGGCUGCUCUUGAAGUAUACUGUCGCCGUUCUUACCAUGCUUACAAGAUCUUGGAUGUUGCUUACAACCUUGACCGCAAGCCAUACAUUGUUGCCUGGAAGUUCUUGCUCCAAACUGCUGCCAACAAUGUUGAUCCCAGCAAGCGUAUUGCUUCCUACUCUGACUUGACCUUCUUGUUGAACAAGACAGAAGAAGAACCUAUUCGUACUGGUGCUAUGACUGCCUGUAACUCUCUUGAAGAUUUGCAAAGCGAGCUGCCUCGUAUCUUAACUGCCUUUGAAGAAGAGCCUCUUCCUCCCAUGCUUCAACAAAAGCGUGAAGCUAGCGAAUCUCGCAUGGAAAAUAUUCUCAACAUUGCUCUCCGUGCUGGUACCGACUUCGAUGACUCUGUCAUGAGAAGCAAGAUCUCUGAGCUCAUUGCUGCUCAUGCUGAACAAUUCCGCAAGGCUCAUCUUCGUCGUAUUUCCGUUGUUGUCUGCCGCGAGAACCAAUAUCCCGAUUACUACACUUUCCGUGAACGCGAAAACUAUCAAGAAGAUGAAACUAUUCGUCACAUUGAACCUGCUAUGGCCUAUCAACUCGAACUGGCUCGUUUGUCUAACUUUGACAUCAAGCCAUGUUUCAUUGAAAAUAGACAGAUGCAUGUCUACUAUGCUGUUGCUAAAGAAAACCCCUCCGACUGCCGUUUCUUCAUUCGUGCCUUAGUUCGUCCUGGUCGUGUGAAGAGCUCGAUGCGUACUGCUGAUUACUUGAUUUCUGAAAGCGACCGCUUGCUCACCGAUAUCUUGGAUACACUUGAAAUCGUCAGCCAUGAAUACAAGAACUCGGACUGUAAUCACCUCUUUAUCAACUUUAUCCCCACCUUUGCUAUCGAGGUAGAUGAAGUUGAGCAUGCCUUGAAGGACUUUGUUGAUCGUCACGGUAAGCGUCUUUGGAAGCUUCGUGUCACCGGCGCCGAAAUUCGCUUCAAUGUUCAAUCUAAGAGACCUGAUGCGCCCAUCAUUCCUAUGCGUUUCAUUGUGGAUAACGUCUCUGGUUUCAUCUUGAAGGUAGAUGUCUACCAAGAAAUCAAGACGGAAAAGAGCGGCUGGGUUCUCAAGUCACUCAACAAGAUCCCUGGUUCCAUGCACAUGCAACCCUUAUCUACUCCUUACCCUACCAAGGAAUGGCUCCAACCUCGUCGAUACAAGGCUCACUUGAUGGGUACUACCUACGUCUACGACUUCCCCGAACUCUUCCGUCAAUCUGUCCAGAACCAGUGGACACAGGCAUGCAAGCGUGACCCUUCACUUAAGCAGCCCAGCCAAUUGGUCGAAGCCAAGGAAUUGGUGCUUGACGAAGACAACGUUCUUCAGGAAAUUGACCGUGCCCCUGGUACCAACACCGUCGGUAUGGUUGCUUGGAUCAUGACUCUUCGUACCCCCGAGUACCCCAGUGGCCGUCGUAUUAUUGCCAUUGCUAAUGAUAUCACCUUCAAGAUCGGUUCAUUCGGCGUUGCUGAAGACAUGGUCUUUUACAAGGCUUCAGAACUUGCUCGUAACUUGGGCAUUCCUCGUGUCUAUCUGUCUGCCAACUCUGGUGCCCGUAUUGGUCUUGCUGAUGAGCUCAUUGGUCAAUUUAGAGCUGCAUGGAAGGAACCUUCUGAUCCUACCUCUGGCUUCAAGUAUCUCUACUUGACUCCUGCCGAUUAUGAAACCCUCUCUCGUCAAGGCGAUACCAAGAGUGUUCUUGUUGAAGAAAUUGAAGAUGAUGGAGAAAAGCGUCUUCGUAUCACUGAUGUUAUUGGUCACACAGAUGGUCUUGGUGUCGAAAACUUGAGAGGCUCUGGACUUAUUGCUGGUGAAACUUCUCGUGCCUAUGAUGACAUCUUCACCAUUACUUUGGUUACAUGCCGUUCUGUUGGUAUUGGUGCUUACCUUGUCCGUCUUGGUCAACGUACAGUUCAAAAUGAAGGUCAACCUAUCAUUUUGACAGGUGCUCCUGCCUUGAAUAAGGUACUUGGUCGCGAAGUCUACACGUCCAACUUACAAUUGGGUGGUACCCAGAUCAUGUACAAGAAUGGUGUCUCUCACUUGACAGCUGAGAACGAUUUAGAAGGUAUUGGCAAGAUCGUUCAGUGGUUGUCCUUUGUUCCUGCCGUUCGUAACGCUCCUGUUACGAUGCGCAUUAGCACUGACCCUGUCGAUCGUGAUAUCGAGUACACUCCUCCCAAGGGUCCUUCAGAUCCUCGUUUCUUCUUGGCCGGUAAGAACGAAAAUGGCAAAUGGCUCAGUGGUUUCUUUGAUCAAGACUCUUUUGUCGAAACUUUGAGCGGCUGGGCUCGUACUGUUGUCGUUGGUCGUGCUCGUUUGGGUGGUAUUCCUAUGGGCGUUGUCUCUGUAGAGACCAGAACGGUUGAAAACAUCGUUCCAGCUGAUCCUGCUAAUGCUGAAUCUACCGAGCAAGUGUUUAUGGAAGCUGGUGGUGUAUGGUACCCUAACUCUGCUUACAAGACAGCCCAGGCCAUCAACGACUUCAACAAGGGUGAACAGUUGCCACUGAUGAUCUUUGCCAACUGGCGUGGUUUCUCUGGUGGUCAACGUGAUAUGUACAACGAAGUGUUGAAGUAUGGUGCUCAAAUCGUUGAUGCUCUUAGAAGCUACAAGCAACCCGUCUUUGUUUACAUUGUGCCUAAUGGUGAACUCCGUGGUGGUGCCUGGGUCGUCGUUGAUCCUACUAUCAACAAGGACAUGAUGGAAAUGUACGCUGAUACUCAAGCUCGUGGUGGUGUCCUUGAACCUGAAGGUAUUGUUGAAAUCAAGUACCGUAAGCCCCAAUUGUUGGCUACAAUGGCUCGUUUGGACGAAAAGUAUGGUGCUUUGAAGAAACAAUUGGAAACUCCUGAUAUCACUGCUGAUCAGAAGGCUGAGGUUCAAAAACAACUGGAUGCCCGUGAACAAGAACUAUUGCCCAUCUAUCAACAAAUUGCCAUUCAAUUCGCUGAUCUUCACGAUCGUACUGGCCGUAUGCAAGCCAAGGGUGUAAUUCGUAAGCCUAUCGAAUGGCGUCGUGCUCGUCACUACUUCUACUGGCGUGUCCGUCGUCGUCUUUGUGAAGAAUAUACCUUCCGCAAGAUUGUCACUGCCUCAAAUGGUGGUAUGUCUCGCGAAAAGAUGUUUAACCUUGUCAAGCAAUGGUUUGAAAACGAUCAUGCUUCAGUCUCUUUCGACGAUGCUGAUGAGAUUGUUGCAGAAUGGUUCGAUAAGCGUGCUAGCGUUAUUGAGCAACGUAUCAGCAAGUUGAAGAGUGAAGCAGUAAAGGAGCAAAUCAUUUCUCUUGCUGCUGCUGAUCAAGAAGCCGUUUUGGAUGGUUUUGCUAGUAUUUUACAAAACAUGAGCGAAGAAACAAAGGCAGACAUCUUGAAGAAAAUUAACUCUAUGAUUUAAGUGUAAUUUUUGUAUUUAUAUAAAAUUGAAUAAAUUUUGUUUUAAU
Molecule: messenger RNA, 6908 nt
Organism: Rhizopus microsporus ATCC 52813
Lineage: Eukaryota; Fungi; Mucoromycota; Mucoromycetes; Mucorales; Rhizopodaceae
Product: acetyl-CoA carboxylase
Exons: 4
Coding region: 212-6862 (2216 amino acids)
Biological process (GO): fatty acid biosynthetic process
Molecular function (GO): ATP binding; acetyl-CoA carboxylase activity; metal ion binding
Source: RefSeq, a predicted model, not a curated record